Molecule: messenger RNA, 2035 nt
Organism: Daphnia pulex (common water flea)
Lineage: Eukaryota; Metazoa; Arthropoda; Branchiopoda; Diplostraca; Daphniidae
Gene: morgue
Exons: 7
Coding region: 292-1536 (414 amino acids)
Biological process (GO): P450-containing electron transport chain
Molecular function (GO): protein binding; 2 iron, 2 sulfur cluster binding
Source: RefSeq, a predicted model, not a curated record
CAUCACCAGCCGAUGACAACUCCAUUGCAGUUCACGUUCAUAUUCCACCACACAUUUCCUAAAAAAUCCUGAAAAUUAAAUCAAAAGUUGCCUCAUGCCAUAGAAAUAACCAAAUGUUGUUGUUUCGUAAUUUAGCCCGAGUCCAGUUUACCAAGACCCAUCUCCACGGAAUAUAAAUAUUUAGCCGUUUAUUUAUACCAGGGAACCGGAAUACUUAAAGAGCUGUGACAUGCUGCCGAAUCCUACUUGGCGAAUGAAGAAAACGACAACAUCUUUGUGACUUGAAAUACUAUGGCUGAGAGGAAUGACGUCGAUGAUGAAGGACAGGACGAUCUUGCCUGGGUCGACGAGGGAGAUGUUCUUGCUGAUGCCCUGACUGUCGAAGAACCAGUGGAUGACUCUUUCAACUUCCCAAACCAAGUCUGCAGUCACUGCGAUGGUUACUACGGUCCCUGUUUUGGUCAGCACACUUGCACCACCUGCCAUCUUUUCCUCUUCCCAGACAACAUCAACCAACCUCCAGAGGCCAAUUUUAGCGAACACAAGACAGAUGAUGACGACUCUGGGAAUGAUGAACCGAGCGAUCUGCCUACAGAUUUCAAAGACAUUGGAUUCUGUGGAUUCCAUGGCCAAAACAGUUCCCACCCAGCCCUUUCACCUGCUGCGCCUAGGAGGGCAGAACCAUUUCGAUGGCCAGUAGCACCUCUUAAAAUUGACAGGCUUGCUGAGCAGUUGUCACUCCUUUCCACUCCGAGACUGACAGACUCCACAUUGACUGCAGUACAGGCCUUACCACCAGAGUUGUUGAUCCAAGUGUUUUCCCACCUGGACGACAUUUCAUUGUGGAGCGCCUCUAAUGUCUGCAAGAGGUGGCAGCAGCUUGUGGAGGAAUGCGUCACCAAUGAUCAAUGGAAUCAGUUUACCUUCCGAAGAUGGCCGCUCUUUCGACCCAACUACACGGUGGCAGAAUGGGCCGGAGUCUUUGCUAAUUUAGUGGAUAGUUCCCCUUGUCUUUAUUGUUUACAUCGUUCCAAUGUCGAAGAGGAAGGCGCCUGGGAGCCUUCGAAUCACUGGCGCAACAAUCGGCUAUGCAACGAGUGGAGAAUCUUUUGUACGGACCCUCCUGAAGGCAUCAGAGCCACUCCGUUGGAUCGGGCGUGGAGCCACUGGCAAGCAUCCAUCACUGGACCUCAUAGCAGUCCUUACGAAGGUGGCGUCUUUUACCUUCACGUUCAGAUCCCUCACAGCUACCCGAUCAGACCGCCGUCGGUUCGAUUUGCUACCAAGAUUUUCCAUCCCAACAUCUCACGUCACGGUGAUAUCGGGCUGGAUUGUAUCCAGCACAACUGGAGUCUCGCUCUGACUAUCGCCAAAGUGCUUAUAUCUAUUCAGAGCUUAUUGACUGAUCCGUUUUGCGCCGUUGCCAUGGAGACGGACGUAGCCGAGAUGUACACAAAUCAGCGGGCCCGUUUCAACGCUGUCGCCCGUAACUGGACGAGCAAAUACGCCAUGAACGACGUCCGUCGACCUUGUUGAAUCGUCAAGUGACAUGAUGUCAUGUAGAGUGUAAUUAAUUAGUUGUGUUUCGGUCGGAGCAGAUGCUGCAGACUCGGCAGGCAGGCAGCUUAGUCGUCGUCGUUUGUCAAGAUGGAAGAGAGAAAGAAAAGGAUUGAAGUAGUUGCCGUCGUACAUUAGGGCCCUCAAGUCCUUCAUUCCCUUUUGCUUUCGUUCUCAAUAUGGUUCAAAAAUAACAUACUAAAAACUAUUACAUUUACGUGUCUCCCUUCCACUUGUGUCUCUUUCACUCUCAACUAUUUUCUAAAACUGCAAUUCAUUUCGCUUCCAUAUCCCCCCCGUGGCUGGACACUACGGCAGUCGUCAACACUUUCCCGGAUCCCAUUUUGUUUUCUUACCUUUGAUUAUUUUGUUGCCCAAUUGUAUGUGUAUGUUCGGUUUCCAGCCCGGUGUUGUUUCCUCUCUCUCACCUGAUUCAAAUGUCUUUAAAUAAUGUAAAUAAAAACAACUCAGCGCGGUA